GGGAAAAAGAGGAACCAAAAGGAGGCUAGAGGUGGCUCCCGGGAGCAGAAGAGGAAGCAGGCAAACAGAAGAGUCUGUCUCCCCGUGACGAGUGCUGGUCCUCGGCCCUCGGAAAAUAGCAGCUGAGCCCUGUGGUGGGUCUGAGGCACACAGGCAGUGGUGCCCAGAAAGCAGCACCCAACACCCCUGCCCCUACCUCCCAGAACACCCAAAGAAGAGCAGACGCUAUGCACCUCCCUGAAAGCCUGCAGGACCUGGCAGACAGUGAGACUGUGCGCUUUCUGAGGAGACCAAAGAGCAUCUCAAGGAUCUUCGGAGGGGUCUUUUCCCUGGUCAUCUUUUCCUCUCUACUAACUGAUGGUUACCAGAACAGAACAGAGUCUCCUCAGCUCCGCUGCAUCCUCAACAGCAACCAUGUGGCCUGUAGCUUUGCAGUAGGAGCUGGCUUCCUGUCCUUUCUCAGCUGCUUGGUCUUCCUUGCUGUAGAUGCUCAUGAGAGCCGCAUCGUAGGCACCCGCUUUAAGACAGCCUUCCAGCUCUUGGACUUCAUUCUGGCUGUCCUCUGGGCAGGUGUCUGGUUUGUGGCCUUCUGCUUCCUAGCCAGCCAGUGGGAGCAUUCGAAGUCCAAGCACUUCCUCGUGGGGAACAGCAGCGCCAAGGCAGCCAUUGCCUUUUCUUUCUUCUCCGUCCCAGUCUGGAUACUCCAGGCCUACCUAGCCUUCCAGGACCUCCGAGACGAGGCUCCAGUCCCCUACAAGCGCUCCCUGGAGGAGGGUAGUGUGGUGCUGAACACCCUCUCCCCAUCAUCCACCACUAGCCCCGCUAACCCUCCCAUCACAGGCCCCAACAGUCUGAGUUACACCAGCUCAGCCCUGUCCCCCUACACGACUACUCCAAAGGCCCCACGCCUGGUUAUGAUGCCAGACAGCUAAACAGCCUAUACACAUGAGUAAAUAGCCCCUCUGCGGGGUUUCUGAACAACCCUGUCCUGUCUGUUCCUCUCUCAUCCCUUGAGUGGCAGGAGAAGGAGGGAGACCAUUGCAACAGGUACGUUUCUGUGCUACCCCCAAGCACCAUUACCCUGCUGAGAUGUUCCCUGCCAUGUUCCCUGCACCUUGAGCCCACAUUGGUCUUGAAGAGGAGGCACAAGGGCACAAUGAGAUCAUGCUACAGCUGAGGCUGAGACUGAGGGAGAAAAGGCAUUCUCCUCAGAGUACCAGUGAGAAAGCGUACAGCACUGGCGCAGCAGUCCAAGCUCUUUACCCCAGAGAUGAAGGCAGUCAAUAGCAAUGUGUGUAAAGGCUGAGUCAGGGCAUGGAGUCCAUAAGUGAGACGGAUGCAGGAGAGACCUGGGUCUUCAGACACAUUAAAGGCUAUCCUGGGAAACAGGCAAGUGUUUCUACUCUAGACACCCCCCGCCAGGGUCACCAGGCCAUAGACCUGCUAGGAGGGAUCAGGCAGGUGACACCUUGUACCAGAGAGAUGACCUUUACCUACCAGCCAGCCAUGGGGUUGAGGACACAGAAACGAUCUCAAGGCUUCAUUGAGAAAAGAAAACAAGUUAAUUUUUAAGAUAUUUCAUUUAACUUAAUAUAUCCAAUGUGUUACUGUUUCAAUGAAUAAUCAAUAUGAAAAUUCAA
Molecule: messenger RNA, 1640 nt
Organism: Grammomys surdaster
Lineage: Eukaryota; Metazoa; Chordata; Mammalia; Rodentia; Muridae
Gene: Syngr4
Product: synaptogyrin 4
Exons: 5
Coding region: 228-932 (234 amino acids)
Cellular component (GO): neuromuscular junction; synaptic vesicle membrane
Source: RefSeq, a predicted model, not a curated record